GCCGAGGAGGCGGCGAGAAGCUGCUCUCGCGUUUGGGCGGCGAUGGCCAGCAGCCGCGGGCAGCCGCCUGCUCCGGCGGGGCAGCCGCCGGCGCAUAACGCAGCGGGCGUCCGGCGGCCAACACCCACGGCGUCGCCGCAGGCACAGACGCCCGCCCGCCUCUCGUCCGGGCCCCAAGACGUGACCAAGGACUGGCGCUGCCGCUGCGGCACCAUCAACAAGGCGGGCACCUACCUCUGCUCCUCGCGCUCUUGCCACUGCUACUUUUGCCUCCGCUGCGGCCAGACGGGCCACCAGCAGCGCUUCUGCCGCCUCGCGCCCCCGCCCGACAGCGCGCCCGCCUCCCGCGGCGCGCCUCUUGGGCCCGGCUCCGAGACUCUUCCGGCGUGGCGCCCGGGGCAGCAGCAGGAUGUCACGCGCGACUGGCGAUGCAAGUGCGGCGUCGUCAACAAGGCGGGCUCGUUCAUCUGCGCGAAGCGAGGCUGCCGCGUCUACUUUUGUCUGCACUGCGGCGGCCUCGGCCACCAGCAGCGCUUCUGCCGGCAGGCCGGCUCAGCAGAGGCCCCCCCAAGCGGUGGCUCAAGCGGCGCGAGCCCUGCCGCGAGCGCCGCGGCAGCUGGGGCGGGCAGGGAGGGAAGUGGGAGGGAGCGGCGCGGCCCAGCAGCCUCGAAGCGAGCGGUGGAGCCGGACGAGUCCGUGAGCGAGUGCGUCGUCUGCAUGGACGCGCCGAUCCAAGUCACGCUCUUCCCGUGCAAGCACAACAUCACUUGCGCCAGCUGCACGUACGCCCUCCUCCAGCACAACAAGCCGUGCCCCUUUUGCGCCGUCGAGAUUGCGUCCACGGACAUGAAUCGUACGCCUUGGAGUCACGUCGGCUGAGCGCACUGUCCACCCCGAAGUGCGCGGGGGGCAUGUCACAUGCCGCCGGACCGCCGGGACGUCCGUGUGCGAUACGGCUCUAGGUGCGACACUGGUCCCACGGCACGUGUGAGAAAGAGCCCCUCCGACCUCCGUGGACCGUGCGCGGUCGGUGUCGCCGCGGUGUCGCGCGCGUGCGCGUGGCCGUGGCCGCGCGCACAAAGAGAGCGCCCGCCUCGAUAGCGUUCGGUGGCUAGCGGCCCUUGCCUUCGGCGCUUCGCGCUCGUCUCGCGGGCUGCGCCGCCGCGUCUCGCUAGUUUUUUCCCACACAUGUCCUAGUUUUCCUC
Messenger RNA from Emiliania huxleyi CCMP1516, 1205 nucleotides. RefSeq lists its product as hypothetical. Bases 43 to 879 code for a protein of 278 amino acids. Lineage: Eukaryota; Haptophyta; Isochrysidales; Noelaerhabdaceae. Gene Ontology annotation, molecular function: zinc ion binding; nucleic acid binding; ubiquitin protein ligase activity. The record is from RefSeq and is a predicted model, not a curated record. Gene Ontology annotation, biological process: protein ubiquitination. The transcript is spliced from 2 exons.